Neomonachus schauinslandi (Hawaiian monk seal) is the source of this 1096-nucleotide messenger RNA. It is a transcript of the gene REM2, whose product is annotated as RRAD and GEM like GTPase 2. The transcript is spliced from 5 exons. NCBI's taxonomy places the organism in Eukaryota, Metazoa, Chordata, Mammalia, Carnivora, Phocidae. The record is from RefSeq and is a predicted model, not a curated record. Bases 1 to 1023 code for a protein of 340 amino acids. Gene Ontology annotation, cellular component: plasma membrane. Gene Ontology annotation, molecular function: calcium channel regulator activity; GTP binding; GTPase activity.
AUGCACACGGACCUUGACACCGACAUGGACACGGACACAGAAACCACAGCACUCUGCCCCUCCGGCAGCCACCGGGCCUCCCCCCCAGGGACACCCACACCAGAAACAGAUGCCUCACUGCUGAAGAAGACAGAGAAGCUGUUGGCAGGGUUGGACCGGGGUGGGCCACCCCCUGCCCCAGGGGCCCCCAGACGAAGAGGCAGUAUGCCUGUCCCCUACAAGCACCAGCUGCGGCGCGCCCAGGCCAUAGAUGAACUUGACUGGCCACCUCAAGCCUCAUCCUCUGGUUCCUCUGACUCCUUGGGCUCAGGGGAGGCAGGCCCCACCCAAAAGGAUGGCAUCUUCAAGGUCAUGCUGGUAGGGGAGAGCGGCGUGGGCAAGAGCACCCUAGCAGGCACUUUCGGUGGUCUCCAGGGAGACAGUGCUCAUGAGCCGGAGAACCCAGAGGACACCUAUGAAAGACGCAUCAUGGUGGAUAAGGAGGAAGUGACUCUAGUUGUUUAUGACAUCUGGGAACAGGGGGACGCAGGGGGGUGGCUGCGGGACCACUGCCUUCAGACCGGGGAUGCCUUUCUCAUCGUCUUCUCAGUCACCGACCGACGGAGCUUCUCCAAAGUUCCAGAGACCCUACUUAGGCUGCGGGCUGGGAGGCCCCACCACGACCUCCCUGUCAUCCUCGUUGGAAACAAGAGCGACCUGGCCCGCUCCCGGGAGGUCUCACUGGAGGAGGGCCGGCACCUGGCAGGGACCCUGAGCUGCAAGCACAUCGAGACGUCGGCCGCGCUGCACCACAACACGCGGGAGCUCUUCGAGGGCGCGGUGCGCCAGAUCCGGCUGCGGCGGGGCCGGAGCCGCGCCGGGGGCCCGCGGCCCGAGUGGGGCUGCCCCGACGGCCCCCCGCCGCCCGCGCGCCGCGAGAGCCUCACCAAGAAGGCCAAGCGCUUCCUGGCCAACCUGGUGCCGCGCAACGCCAAGUUCUUCAAGCAGCGCUCCAGGUCGUGUCACGACCUCUCCGUGCUCUGAGCCGCGGUCGUCAUGGUCACCACGGUCGCCAUGGUCACCGCGCCCUCAGCUCGCCCCCUCGCCCCGCCCCGCC